AUGAUGCUGUUUGUGGUCUACAUCGCCUGUCUGAAUAAAGCCAGCCGACCUGAAGAGAAAGAAGACGAUCAUGAAAAUCCUGAAAGCAUCCGAUUACGAAAGAUCAAGGUGGCGUUUGAGCAGAAGAAGAACAUCAUCCGACGGAAGAGAGAUGCCGAUCGGUUAGUCGCUUUGGCUAGAAAACUACAAACACCAACGAAGCCAGAGCAAGCCGCUGCAGCAAGAGCACAUGCGGACAGUGAGAUAAAUGCCCCCACUUAG
Messenger RNA from Cooperia oncophora, 261 nucleotides. Lineage: Eukaryota; Metazoa; Nematoda; Chromadorea; Rhabditida; Trichostrongylidae. The record is from the annotation of a GenBank genome assembly.